GGGGGGGGGGCGGCGCCAUGGGGGCCGUGCUGGGGGUCUGCUCGCUGGCCAGCUGGAUUCCCUGUCUGUGCAGCGGUGCCUCGUGUUUACUGUGCCGAUGUUGCCCCAACAGCAAGAAUUCUACAGUGACACGGCUUAUCUAUGCCUUCCUCCUCCUCCUCAGUACGGUGCUUGCCUGCAUUAUGCUGGCACCAGGCAUGGAAGAGCAGCUGAAAAAGAUACCUGGAUUUUGUGACGAGGGGCUUCACACUCAGUUCCCCCACUUGGAUGGAUUUGUCAGCUGUGAUGUGUUUGUGGGAUACAGAGCUGUCUAUCGUGUCAGCUUUGCCAUGGCUGUGUUCUUCUUCCUCCUCUCCCUGCUGAUGAUAGAGGUGAAAACAAGUAAGGACCCGAGAGCUUCGAUCCACAAUGGGUUCUGGUUCUUCAAAAUAGCUGCCAUUGUGGCUAUCAUGGUUGGAGCAUUUUAUAUACCAGAAGGACCUUUCACAAGAGCAUGGUUUUGGAUUGGUGUUUCUGGAGCCUUCUGCUUCAUUCUUAUCCAGUUGGUUCUACUUGUGGAUUUUGCUCACUCUUGGAAUGAGAGCUGGGUUGAGAAAAUGGAAGAGGGGAAUUCUAAAUGCUGGUAUGCAGCUCUAUUGUCCUGUACGAGCUUGUUCUAUGCCUUGUCCCUGGUGUUUGUUGUUCUCUUCUACGUUUUCUACACGAAGCCUGAUGACUGCACUGAGAACAAGUUCUUCAUAAGCUUUAACAUGAUCCUGUGCAUUGCUGUCUCCAUUGUUUCUAUCCUGCCAAAAGUUCAGGAACAUCAGCCUCGCUCUGGCCUCCUCCAGUCCUCUGUCAUCACUCUCUACACCAUGUACCUCACGUGGGCAGCCAUGUCCAAUGAGCCUGAAAGAAACUGUAACCCAAGUUUGCUGAACAUCAUCACCCAGAUAGCUGCACCCACAGCUGCUCCAGCCAAUGCCACCGUCCCUCCUGCCACUCCUGCUCCGCCCAAGUCCCUGCAGUGGUGGGAUGCCCAGAGUGUCGUUGGACUGGUUAUCUUUGUCCUUUGCCUCUUGUACUCCAGCAUCCGCUCUUCAAGUAACAGCCAGGUGAACAAGUUGACCCUGUCUGGCAGUGACACUGCCAUGCUGGAGGAGGCUGUGGGGACAGGCAGUGGGGCUGCUGAGGAGGGAGACGUGCGCCGUGUCACGGACAACGAGAAGGAUGGGGUUCAGUACAGCUACACCUUCUUCCACUUCAUGCUCUUCCUUGCCUCUCUGUACAUCAUGAUGACACUCACAAACUGGUACAGCCCUGAUGCUGAUUUCAAAACCAUGACAAGUAAGUGGCCAGCCGUGUGGGUGAAGAUAACCUCCAGCUGGGUUUGUCUGCUCCUCUAUCUUUGGACCUUAGUGGCGCCUCUUGUCCUUACUAAUAGAGACUUCAGUUAAAUUCCUGCACCUGUCGAGCUUACAAAAGUGAGGAACUCUUUGCUGAAAGCCAAAAUGUUCACUUAUUGCUUCAGUUACUGGUUCUUAUGUUGGUAUUAAAAUGCAGUUGGAUAGAGUUAUAUAUUGCAUAAUGCUUGAUGCAGCAUCAAAAUUACCAGUUAUCUUUGUAUUUUAACCUUUACCAGGGUUAUCUUGUUACUGCAUUUUUAAAAUUCACUACAGCUGUGCUGUCAAAAGCACAAAAGAAAUUAUCUAUUCUGUCCAAAAGCCACAACCUUCUACUGAAUAGAAGUUAAAAUUUAGUUAAAUAUGAAGUAAUAUAUUUUAAAGAACAAAUAUAAUCAGCAUAAUGCACUACUAUGCUCAUGCUUCAGUUUCUGGAAGUGUAAGCCAUGCUGCUUGAUUCCUACAUUCCACUGCUAAAGUUUAUUUACAGGAAAAGUUUAUUUCAAUUACUUCACUUUGUGUUGUGGCAAAAAGCACCCUUAUUCCUCGCCAAAAGAACAAAACUCCAAAGUUGAAAAACUGGCUAACUCUUAAUUCUUUUUAAGACAAACUUGCCCUUUUAAGAGGCCAUUUCUAUGGUAACUUCUUUUUUAGGAUGUUUGCCAAAUAGAGUGGUAAGUGUAUGAGUAGCUUAAUCAACUUUAUGAUUAUUUUGGAAAAAUAGAGCUUAUUGAUUGAUUGAUUUCAGUUGUCCAGUACACUUAAUAAAAGUAAUAUACAUGGAAUUAUUAUUAUUAUUGGCUCUAAGGCAUUUGCACUGUAAACUCAUUUGAAUAAAGCAGACUAACUACUGAAAGUGGCCCAGCUCUGUUAAAGUGUUAAGAGCCAGCAGUUACUUCUCCAGUGGAAAAUACCACAUGCAGUGAUCAGCUGCUGCCGUGCACAGGUGGAUGUGAUUGGGUGUUUUGUCUAUGCAGUAAAUACCAAGUGACAUGUUUCUUUUGAAACACAUAGUAUCUUCCCUGUGAGUCUGUGAAUGUCAAAUCCUGUUCCUUGAAGUUGCUCAGUUUAAGUCAACUUCUGUUCUCCAGCAGAAUGCAACACCUUUUGCUAAUGCAGUGCUGUGGUGAUUGAUUAUGUGCAGUAGUAACUGUGUGUAAAUGUGGAUUUUGUGUAUUAUUGACAUUUACAGUAAAAUUCCUGAACAUGACACAAGACAAAUGUAUUGAAAAUACCAAAUGAGUAGCUAUUACAAUGUGUUUAAUCACCCAGUCAUGCAUCAUAAACUUACACGUUUUUAACGACUUUGUUUUAUAAAAUGCAAUAUAAAAAUAAAUUUUAUCAAAAUAAGAUGUACACUUAACCACCCAACACCUCUAGAACUACAUGUAACAGAAGGCAAAAUUAACAUUUGAAUAACACAACGAUUAACUCAUGCCAAAAUGAGGUUUAAUGAAAAUCAUACUUCAGCCAGUUCCUGAAAAUACCUCAUGGCUCAUAACACCCAUUUGCAAGAGUAUAAAUUCAAGUACUUUUAUAUACAGUUUGCAGCUACCUUUUGUGCCACCUAAUGCCAGUGCAGUUCAAGUAUCCUUCCUUAUGUGUUGGAUUUGGCAGGGAUGGCUUAUAUACUGGGAAAGGCAUAUAACCAUGGAAAACAAAGUUAUUUCAAGUGGAAAGAAGAAAAAAAGUAGUUGUGCUGUAAAAAAAACCAAACAACCCC
Messenger RNA from Ficedula albicollis (Collared flycatcher), 3105 nucleotides. RefSeq names its product serine incorporator 3 (gene SERINC3). The transcript has 10 exons. NCBI's taxonomy places the organism in Eukaryota, Metazoa, Chordata, Aves, Passeriformes, Muscicapidae. Bases 18 to 1436 code for a protein of 472 amino acids. The record is from RefSeq and is a predicted model, not a curated record. Gene Ontology annotation, cellular component: membrane.